UUCGAGCACGGAAGGUAAACGGAUGCUUACUGCUUAGCCGACAACGUUAUUGCACCGUGCCGCCGGUGCGCGAAACGUUCUGAUCGAGCCGCCCAUCCCGCUGCUUCGACCGAAAACGCCUCGACGGGUCGCACGCAUGUCGCCGCGAAUCUACGCAGCAGCUCAGCGUCGACCAACGCCACUGGGGACGAUCACCCGCGCGCUGAGCGCCACUCUUUUGUUACCAAGAGGGCCCACAUAAACAUCAGCCCUGGCGCUGCUCAUGGAGAACCUGCUGCUGUGGUUCAUUCUGCUAAUCGUCAUAGCCGCGUGCGGCAUAUUUGGCCUCUGGUUGCUGUGCAACGUGCGCUCCUAUCUUGGCAACAACGGAAGCAGCAGCAGCAGCAACCAAAUGACGCACCCGCUGUUCGCCGACGAGCACCAGAUGCCCCAGUCACCGUGCAUGGACCCUCGGCAACAACAUGACCACCACCACUGGCGCCCGGAAGAGCCACCGCAGCCGUAUCCACAGCCCCUUCCGCAGCCGGUGCCGCAGCCACAGCCGAAGCAACAGCCGCAGCCACAGCCGUUGCCGCCAUUCCACGAGCCGCAGCAACGGCAGCCACGUAAUGGGUACCCGUUUCACCCGUACUACAUUGAGCCGCCGAUCGACUAUACGCCCCCUCCGACGGUUGAGCCUCCGCGAAAGCACACUGUGUACACGCAGACGUACCAGACUUACGCCAAGAAGAAGUCCGUGAAGAUUGAGGAACGAAAGAGCUCAAGUUCUCCCUGAGUGCAUUAGUGUGUGAGAGAGGAAAUAGCACUGCCAAAUUUUGAAGCGAUCUAAUGCCACCUAUAUUUUGAAAUCGAAACUAUGUCAGUGCAGCGUGGCGCUACUGGAAACACAAUUGACUUGGUACGUUUGGCGCGUUUUCCCUUUUCAAGGUUGAGUACUGAGAUACUUAAGUAGUUUUAUAUUCACCGAGCGAUAAAUAGGUUGUUUCUUUCGUGGA
Messenger RNA from Rhipicephalus microplus (southern cattle tick), 995 nucleotides. RefSeq lists its product as uncharacterized. NCBI's taxonomy places the organism in Eukaryota, Metazoa, Arthropoda, Arachnida, Ixodida, Ixodidae. The record is from RefSeq and is a predicted model, not a curated record.